Molecule: messenger RNA, 3936 nt
Organism: Otolemur garnettii (small-eared galago)
Lineage: Eukaryota; Metazoa; Chordata; Mammalia; Primates; Galagidae
Product: G-protein coupled receptor-associated sorting protein 1-like
Exons: 2
Source: RefSeq, a predicted model, not a curated record
AUGACUGAUGUGGAGAUUGAGCCUAGUGCUCAGGCCAAACCUGAAAAGAAGGCUGGGAAAGAGGUUGCAGUAGGGGCUGAGGUGGAUUGUGAAAUCCCUCUUAUGGUCAGGCCCAAGGUUAGGACCCAGGCCCAGGGAACUACUAGGGCAAGACCCAAAACUAAGACCAAUGUUAUGGCCAUAGUAGGACCAAAAAUUGAAGCAAGUGCAGUGGGUAGGUCACAUACUAAGAGUAAGGCUAAGACAAUAGCUGGGUCACAAUUUAAAUUUCGGGGGACUGCCCAUAGCAAUGCCUCUCCAGUGGUUAAUACUAAUUCUGGGUUGGUUGCUAAAACUAAGUGCCUGUCUACAGAUAGAGAACUAGUUAAUAGGGACACUGAGAGCUUUCACAGAAGGAAGACCCAUUCCCAAACUGUCUUCCAGCCUUCUCUUGUGUCAGAUGAUGAUAAGAUUAAUAUGGGGUCCUGGCACUCUCACAUGCCUACCUCCAAACAAGAGGCCUCUUAAAAUUAUAAUUUCAGAUGGGUUGACAAAUCCUCUGUGAGGUCAUAGUUCUGGAAUGGAGAUGAGGUCACUACAAGAUGUCAUCCUAGUAACAGGACAAAGGCCAGGACCAGGACUAAGCACAUGGCCAAACAGGGGACUAAUACUAUGUCUAGGUUCAAAACUAAUCAGGAACUCUACAUUUUAUCAAGUUCUGGAUCUGAGCAUGAAGACCGUAUGAAGUCCAGGUUCUGGGCUAGAGAGGAGACCAAAUUCAGAUCCAAACGCAGAGCCAGAAAAGAGGCCAAUGCCAGGGCCAGGCACAUGGCCAGGCGAGAAACUUGCAUUGAUUUCAUGUCUGAACAUAUAGAUGUAAUCAAAAAAGAGUCUUGCUUCCAGACUGAAGAGAACAUUAAUACCUUGUCAAGGCCCGAGACCAAGAAAGAUGCCAGGACCAGAGUAAUAGCAAAGGAAGAGGCCAAAACCAAGGCCAGAGCCAGGGCUAAGCAAGAAGCCAGGUCAGAGGAGGAGGUCCUCAUUGGGACUUGGCUCUGGGCUACAGAAGAGUCCAGCAUGGUGAAUAGGGCCAGUGUCCAGUCCAGUCCACAAAUAGAAGAUGAGUCCCUUGUUGAGAGCUGCUUCUGGACUGAAGAAGAUGCUAGUAUGGAGACUGGGCCUAGCGGUAACUCCAAACCAAUGGCUAAGGAGGAGUCUUUUGGUGGUUCCUGGCUUGCAACUGGAGAAAAGGCCAGUAUGAAAACUGGGACUGAGUCUACCACUGAAUCUAUACUAGCAGCUGAUGAUGAGGAGGACAUUAUUGGUUCCUGGUUCUGGACUGGUGAAGAAAUCAACCCAGUGACUGAGGAGGAGACCAUUUUUGGACCUUGGUUCUGGGUCACUAAUGGGAACAGUGUAGAAUCUGUUGUUGGAGUCAACUGUGAGUCCAGGCCUAGUUCUGAGGAAGAGGUUAUUGGUCCCUGGCUCUUGGCUGGAGAAGCAAUUGAUAAGGAGACUGGAAUUAGAGAACAGGUCAGGUCAGGAAUUGAAGAAGAGACAAUAUUUGGUGCCUGGUUUGGGGCUGAAAACCAGACCCAUUUGGAUUCUGGGGCUGAAAAUAGCUGUGAUAUCAUGCCAGGGACUGAGGAAGAGGAGCCCAUUAUUGGGUCUUGUUUCUGGGCUAGAGAAGAAGCUUGUGUAGAGGCUGACAUCAACAGCAAGUCUAGCCUGGAGGACGAAGAAAAGGCCAUUAUGUCAUCUUGGUUUGGGUCCAGAGAAGAGGUUAAUAUGAAGUAUGGGACUGGUGCCAGUUUCAAAUUUAUGGCAGGGGCUCAGGAGACUCAAAAUAGGUCGUUCUCCUGGGCAGAAGAACCCUACAUGUAUCCUGCCAAUGGAGGAACCUGGAAGUAUAGACCAGAGGAAGAAGAGGAUGCUGUCAGUUCAUGGUUCUGGUCCGGAAAAUACACAAGGCCAGAAGCCAUUGUAGGGUCCCAGUUAUCAGCUGCAGAAGAGAGUAGUAUAGAUGGCACUGGAGAAGAGGCCAAGCUACUGGCUGAAGAGGAUACCAUGAUCAAUUCUUGUUUCUGGAAAGAAGAUGAAGAAGCCAUUAUAGAGGCUACCAACAGAGAAAAGUCCAGGUCAGACGCUGAGGAGGAUGAUACUUUUGGUUCUUGGCUCUGGACUGGAAAAGAAGACGGGCUGAAGGCAGAAGCUAAAGCUGGAGAAGAGGACAGGCUAGUAGUUAAGGAGGAAAGUAUUAUUGGAUCCUGGUUCUGGUCCAAGGAAGAAACCAUUAGAAGAGAGGCUGAAGAGGAAGAAAUGAUUGUUGGACCCUGGUUAUGGGAAGAAGAGGCCAGUCUGGAGGCAGUGACAGGAAAAAACUUUGAGUUUAAGUCUGGGACUCAGGAGGAGGAAAUCACUGUGGGGUCUUCGUUUGGGGCUGAAGAAGAAGCCAAUAUAGAGACUGGGUCUCAGGCAGCAGAAGAGACUGAGUCAGAAACUGAAGAGGACACUGUUUUUGGAUCCUGGUUUGGGGCUGAAGCAGGGACAUGCUUUACGUUUAAGUCAGAGACUAUCAAAAAGGUUAUUAUUGUUAAAUCUCAGUUCUGGUCUGAAGACAAGGUCAUUAAGGAAACAGAAUCUGUGGCCUCCUGGGAGUCCAAGCCAGAAAAUGAGAAAGGGACAGCUACUGGGUCUAGGGUUGGAGCUGAAGAUGAGAUGAAUAAGAGAACUGGUAGUACUACCAACUGUGAGUCUAAGACAUUAGCUGAUGAGGAUGAGGCCAUAGUGGGGUCCUGGUUCUGGUCAGGAGAUGAAACCCAUUUUGAAUCAAAUCCUAAACCUGUGUUCAGGGCCAUUUGUGCAUCAAGGUACUCAGUUGAGCAGGAGCCUGAUCCUUCACAAAGGCCCCAGACUUGGGAGGAAGUAGCUGUUCAGUUCAAGCCUGGUCCAUGGGGUAAGGUUGGUUUCUCAUCCAUAAUCCCCUUUAGAUUUCCAAAAGAAGCAGCAUCUUUAUUCUGUGAAAUGUUUGGGGGAAAGCCCACACAGGCAGAACUUAGCCCUGAAGAGGAAUCUAAACUUGAACCUGAUCAGCCUGAUCCUGAGUUCCCAUUUCAGUAUGAUCCUUCCUACCGGUCAGUCCGGGAAAUUCGAGAGCAUCUUAGGGCCAAGGACAGUGCAGAGGCUGAGAACUGGUCUUGCAGCUGCAGACAGUGUGAGCUUAAAAUUGGUUCUGAAGAGUUUGAAGAACUCCUUUUAUUAAUGGACAAAAUUCGUGAUCCUUUUAUUCAUGAAAUAGCUAAGAUUGCAAUGGGUAUGAGAAGUGCUUCUCAAUUUAUCCGAGAUUUCAUUCGAGAAGCUGGUGUUGUUGCACUUAUUGAAACCUUGCUCAAUUAUCCAUCCUCCCGAGUUAGAACAAGGUUUUUGGAAAACAUAAUUCGUAUGGCUCCACCUUACCCAAAUCUAAACAUGAUUGAGACGUACAUAUGUCAAGUGUGUGAGGAAACCCUUACUUGUAACUUGGAUUCCCCUGAGCAGCUUUCUAGAAUAAGAAUGAUAAGACAUCUGACUACUACUACUGACUAUCACACACUGGUUGCCAAUUAUAUGUCUGGGUUUCUCUCCUUAUUAGCUAUAGGCAAUACCAAAACAAAGUUUCAUGUUCUGAAAAUGCUACUGAAUUUGUCUGAAAACAUUGUAAUGACAAAAGUACUACUUAGUGAUGAAACAAUGUCAGAAUUUAUAAACCUCUUUAACAGGGAAGAGACACAGGACAAUGUUCAAGUUGUUCUUGCGAUAUUUGAGAAUAUUGGUAACAAUAUCAAAAAAGAAGAGUUCACUGAUGAUUUCAAUCUUGCACCACUUAUUUCUGCAUUCCAUGAAGUUGAGAAAUUUGCCAAGGAAAUGCAAAGCAAAAGAGGCAAUCAAAAUGACCCUCAAGCAGACCAAGAAAAUUAG